CAAUAACUUUCGCCUCAAAAUGGAGAAUUGUAGUCACGUGGAGGCCUUAACCAAUUGAAAAAUGGACUAACCAUUGUCGCCACUGUGAUGUAUACAGCCACUGUAGCUAUUGCCAAUAUAAAUAUAGAUGCAUUCAUUUCGGACGGCUUUUGAGCUGCAAAAUUUUUGGUGUAACAUUGAGAAACAAAAAACGGAAUGCGUCUAAUCAUCACAGAAACCAUAUUACCAAAGCUACCAGUUCCUCCAUUAGAAGAUACGAUGCGAAAAUACCUCAAUACGUUACGUCCUUUACUCAACGAACAUGAACACGAACAAGUUAAGAAAAUUGUGGAUACAUUUGCUGGCGAUGGAGGUCUGGGAAGAAAAUUGCAGCUGUAUUUAUUGAAACGAAGAGAGAACAUGGAUAAUUGGGCUUAUGAGUACUGGUUGAACGACAUGUAUCUCAACUACAGAGAGCCGAUUGUAAUUAACUCCAAUCCAGGAAUGGUGUUUACACCCAGAAAAUUUACAACGAUUCUGGAUGUUGCUCGAUUCACAGCUCGACUCAUAGAUGCGGCUCUAACUCACAAAGACAUCCUCAAUAGGAAUGCCUUGCCCAUAGAAAGAGCAACGUCCCGUGAACCUGGCCAGGCACUUUGCAUGACUCAAUACUAUCGAAUUUUGGGCUGCUGUAGAAUUCCGGGACGCAAUAGAGAUUCUCAGUAUAUAACCGAACUGAAGAAAGAGUUUAGUCAAACGAGCGAACAUAUUAUAGUGUUAUGCAGAAAUCAGCAAUAUUGUGUUCCGAUUCAAGCUGGUGAUAGAGGACGAUUGAACGAGGAUGAAAUUUGUGCUCAACUUUUGUAUAUUCUGGACGACGCUCCUUUGCAAAGUAAUAUUGCACCUGUUGGAAUUUUAACUGGUUGGAAACGUUCACUAUGGGCUGAUGCUAGAGAGGAUCUAAUGAAAGAGGAGCGAAACCGCAGAAAUUUGGAGCUGAUCACCAAGAGCCUCCUGAUAGUCUGUCUGGAUGAAACUCUUCCAAGCUCCUUUAAUUGCAGGCUGCAAAAAGGGGGAGCAGGAUUUACAGUUGUAAAUAGAGACGAAAGCAACCUAGCGCACCAAAUGAUUCACGGCGGAGGCUCUCAACAUAAUUCAGCAAACCGAUGGUUCGACAAAACAGUUCAGCUUGUAGUUUCAGGUGAUGGUGCCUGCGGCUUAUGCUAUGAGCAUUCUAUGGCAGAAGGAGUUGCAGUGAUUCAAUUAGUGGAAAGUUUAUGGAAACAUGCCGAAUCUUUGCCACCAACGUCCGAAGUCCCAUCUACAGGAGGAAGCCACUUGCCACCACCAGAAAGACUGGAAUGGAUUUUGGAAGCUACAGACUUGAAACGAAUUGAGCAAGCAGCAGAAGUGGUGGAUAAUUUAGUUAAAGAUCUAGAUUUUCAGGUUUUUCGAUAUACUGGGUAUGGUAAAGAUUUUAUAAAAUCGUGCAAAGUAAGCCCAGAUGUCUAUAUCCAACUGGCCCUGCAACUUGCCUACUACAAGCUUUAUGGAAAGUUAACUGCGACGUAUGAAAGCGCUAGCACCAGAAGAUUUUUGCUUGGUCGAGUUGACUGUAUUAGAUCGGCCUCACCUGAAGCUUUGAAAUGGGUCACGGCUAUGUCACAGCCCAAAGAAGAAACUGAUUAUGAUAUUGGAAAUAAAAAGGUAACGUUUCAUUUGGUCAGCGAUGACCAAAAGUAUGAGCUCUGGAAGGAAGCAGUAAAAACACAAACCAAGGAAAUGGUGGACAAUAUUCUAGGACAAGGAAUUGAUAUUCAUCUUCUCGGUCUUCGAGAAGCUGCUAAGGAAACUUCCCCCACAGCUGCAAGCUCACUGCCAGAAAUCUUCACGGAUCCCUCUUACAGACUAGCCAAUAAAUUCUUACUAUCAACAAGUCAAAUAGCAACAAGUUCGAAUUCGUUCAUGGGUUAUGGCCCAGUUGAAGCAGAUGGAUACGGAGUCUCGUACAACCUUAAAAGUGACCAUAUAAUUUUCUGCUUAUCAGCAUUUUGGACAUCGGAGGUAACCAGCACCAGCAGAUUUGCACAAUCUUUAGAAGAAAGUUUACAUUCCAUGCAGGUUUUACUAAAUAGACCCAAUGGAACUUAGGGGAUGUAAAGUAACUGAUGGGUUUAUUCAGAAAGCUGCUAAAUGUGAAUAUUAAGUUUGAAAAGAAAUUUUCAGCUAAAUAGUUGGAGACAACAAUGUCAUUAUUUAUGUGUUAAUAGGUUGAUUACAUUUGAUUGUUACAGGAUUUAUCAGCUAAAAUUGCAGCCAAAAAGUAGUUUUGAGGUGUACAAAUAGUAACAUCACUAUGCAUACACAGAUGCGGCGAACUUAAAACUUUAAAUAUCUCAAUAAGGAAUGAUUUUAGAAUAUUCUAUCAAGAGUCCAUUAAGAAAAAACACGAAUCCGAACAUAAAUAAGUGUUUAUAACUGAGCAGUAAAAAACAUCCCAUUUUAAAGAUGAUCUGCAUAUGCUUUACUAUUCAAUGUGGACAGAAAGAUGAAUCAAGUUUAUUUUGCGAAAAUAUUGGCUUAGUCGCGAGAGAAGUAAGUAUAGACCUUGUCACAAAGGGUAGUUUUUAUUGAACAAAUGAUUUUACAAAUGAAUUAUUUGAUUAACAACUCGUUUAAAGUAAUAACUAAGUAUUUUCUAUAAACACCCGUUAUUUUCAAAGCAAGUUUAAUACGUGGUCGCCCCUUUAAAUUUUACAUUUUAUUGCGGUAAGUUGCAACGUAAUACAAUUUUCCAAAUGAAGAAAGCAUUAUCACGAAAUAAUUCAAAAGCAUCACUUGACUGCAUAGUAAAGUAUUACAAUUUUUUUGGUAUUAUUCAUAUUUGGGGGCUUACUGAACUCUUUCAACAUUUUACUAUAUUGUUCACUUGAUAUAAGAAAGUUAGUUGUUAUGGUUUUUUAAAGAAAUAAAACGUUAUUUCAAAGUUUGUUAAAUUUGCAUUUGCUAUAUGAUUAUUGUUAGAUUUUAUGACGUAACAUUAGAUUGUAACAUUAUUACGCUUAUUUUUGGUAUUUUUCUGUGAUUUUUCCUAGUGUCGAUAACUAUAAAAGAUUUAUUUACAAUGUUUAGUACUCACAUACGUAUAUGGAGAAUUUGUUGAUCUUAUUUAUGUAUUAUUAGGCUUAGGUUCUAGGAUUAGGAUUGUACCGAUUUAGGAAACGAAACUAAACAUAUCAUUUUGAGCUGUAUAAACAAUAACAUAUAGUAUGUUAUAAUUUAGAUAAAUAUAAAGCCUGUAUUUUAAAGGUAUAUUACUCAAUUAUCAAAUUUUGUAAAUUAUGUAAAAUGUUGGGACGAAAAAAUUUCAAAUCUUCAACAGGCAAAAUUAACCCUCGCCAAUUAAAAUUGAAAAUUAGUCAAUAAUUUGUCGCCUAAACUUCAACAUUUCAUAUAGCUUACCAUUGAUAGACAUCAUAUACAUAUCAGAUAUUGUCAAUAGUGUGAUGAAUAUAAACAUAUCUAAAGCUUAAAGACGGAUAUUUACAUAUAGUUUAAAUAGACCUUCUUAUAUAAGAAGUAACAGUUUAGAACGAAGAUUUACAUUGGUAAUUAUUGCUUCGAAGAUAUUGAAAUAUACAGGGUGUUAAAUAAUAUUAUGCCCAAACGCAAGGGGGUGCAUCUGUAGAUUAUGAACUUCAUUAUCUAGCAACAAAGGAAAAGUAUGUGUUGUUCAAAGGACACGAAGUAAUUGUCAGCGUUUACAGAAUUAUAUUUUUUAAACUAUUAAUUAUCGACUAAUUAAUUUCUUAAUUUAUUUGCUGAUUGACUUUGGUUUUAAUGGGAAAGCUUUUCAAACUACAACUUGAACUUAAUUAAAUAGUUAAGAAAUCAUCGUUAAAAUAUCUGUACCAUACAAUUCGAAAAUUGUUCUUAAGGUAAAAGCCCGGAAAAUUAACCAUUAUACUCACACUGGAAAAACCUCAGACAUUACGGAAACUUGUAACGAAAGCUUUGUGAAUGCACAUUGGAAUAAAAUGUGUUUGUUCUAAAAUCAAACUCAGAUCUACUUCACGCCAUCUUGCCAUUAUGUAACACUCUGUAUAUUAAUUUUUAGACAUUUAAGUAUAGAUUACGAAAGCUGUGACCCAAAGUCCAUGAAUAAGCAGUAUUUAGAAGUAAGUUCCGAUUGAAACCUAUUAUAUCAUUGCAACGUAUAUCUAAAUUAAUACUUAUAAAUAAUCAAUUCUAGUCAAUGUUAUAGACUGUAUAUAGUGUUAGAAUUGUCGUGUAUUAGCAAUAUGAAAACUGUAAACCAUAUUUUGUAGAAUUACUUUCAAUAAUAAUAUAAUAGUUUAAUUAUUUAUGUAAAUAACAAAAUAUGAUAUCGGACUGUCACGCAAAUUACAUUAAUUAAAAAAGCUAGAAUCUAUUGAGUUAACCUCGUGGAAGAACGGUUUAGUCAAGUAAUUAUCAAUAUUUAGUAGGUAUUUUUCAAAUGUAUAGAUUUAUUUUUAUUAAGGUAAAUAGAUUAUUUCAGAACACCUAACAGUCAAAUAAGAAGUUCCUCAACGUUUAAUGUUAUUAGGUUUCUAAUUUUUUUAAAAGGAUAAGUUGGAUAAACCUUAAGCAAACACGUAAUUAAACGUAAAAAGUGUAUUUUAAUAUCAAAUGUUCGUGACAAACAAAUUUUUUAAAUGUUUUUGUUUCAAUACU
Molecule: messenger RNA, 4695 nt
Organism: Dendroctonus ponderosae (mountain pine beetle)
Lineage: Eukaryota; Metazoa; Arthropoda; Insecta; Coleoptera; Curculionidae
Product: choline O-acetyltransferase
Exons: 10
Coding region: 196-2130 (644 amino acids)
Biological process (GO): neuromuscular synaptic transmission; acetylcholine biosynthetic process
Cellular component (GO): cytoplasm; neuron projection
Molecular function (GO): choline O-acetyltransferase activity
Source: RefSeq, a predicted model, not a curated record